UUUGAUAUUAAUCGUGGCCGUUCAUUUCCUUUUAAAAGUUAGACGAUGCUUUAAGGGUCUCUGGAAAUGAUAGGAGGUAGUAUCUCUAUGGCUGCCGACUGACGAGCGACGAGAGCUCUGCUACUGCAAUUACAUUAUUUUGCUAUUUGUGUUGGAGUGUUUGAUUAGAAGAGGAAGGAAGAAUAUGUCUCAUCGCAAGUUUGAGCACCCAAGGCAUGGCUCUCUAGGGUUUCUUCCAAGAAAAAGAGCCUCGCGUCAUAGAGGAAAAGUGAAGUCUUUCCCUAGGGAUGAUCCAACAAAGCCUUGCAAAUUCACAGCUUUUCUGGGAUACAAAGCUGGGAUGACUCAUAUUGUCAGAGAUGUUGAUAAACCAGGAUCAAAGCUCCACAAGAAGGAAACAUGUGAAGCAGUAACAGUGAUAGAAACACCCCCAAUGAUUGUCGUUGGAGUUGUUGGUUAUGUUAAGACACCAAGAGGCCUUCGUUCUCUGAACACCGUUUGGGCUCAGCAUCUUAACGAGGAGGUGAAGAGACGAUUCUACAAAAACUGGUGCAAGUCAAAGAAGAAAGCAUUUACCAAGUACUCAAAGAAGUAUGAAACUGAAGAUGGGAAGAAAGAUAUCCAGGCUCAGUUGGAGAAAAUGAAGAAAUACUGUUCUGUCAUUCGUGUUUUAGCUCAUACCCAGAUUAGGAAAAUGAAGGGGCUAAAGCAAAAGAAGGCUCACCUAAUGGAGAUCCAGGUGAAUGGUGGGGAUGCUGCCCAAAAGGUUGAUUUUGGAUACAGCUUUUUUGAGAAGCAGAUCCCUAUUGAUGCUGUAUUCCAAAAGGAUGAGAUGAUUGAUAUCAUUGGAGUGACCAAAGGAAAAGGAUAUGAGGGUGUUGUGACUCGAUGGGGUGUUACUCGCCUCCCCCGUAAGACGCAUCGAGGCCUACGUAAAGUGGCUUGUAUUGGUGCUUGGCAUCCAGCUAGGGUCUCAUUCACUGUUGCCAGGGCUGGGCAAAAUGGAUACCAUCAUCGUACAGAGAUGAACAAGAAGAUUUACAAGCUUGGUAAGGUUGGGGAAGAGACACACACUUCCAUUACUGAGUUUGACAGGACUGAGAAGGACAUAACCCCAAUGGGAGGCUUCCCCCAUUAUGGUAUUGUGAAAGAUGAUUACUUGCUGCUAAAGGGGUGCUGUGUGGGCCCAAAGAAGCGUGUUGUGACACUCAGACAGUCCCUCGUGAAGCAAACCUCCAGGGUUGCCAUGGAGGAGAUUAAGUUGAAGUUCAUUGAUACUUCAUCCAAGUUUGGCCAUGGUCGAUUCCAGACCACAGAGGAGAAGGCAAAAUUCUAUGGUCGUCUCAAGGCUUAAAAAUUGCACUGCGAGAGUUUUUUUUUCUUGAGAAGUCUCAGAAGUUUUUCUUUUCAAGUUUCAGUUCAGCUCAGCUCAGCUCUUAUACUGUUCUUGCACAACUUUUGGCAGUUACUUUGCUCCGAAAUUCCCGUACUUUGGGCAAUGGCUUCCUUGGCCAAAUUUAAAUAGUACAUUUUUCUUCUCUUGGCUAUCAAA
Macadamia integrifolia is the source of this 1552-nucleotide messenger RNA. RefSeq names its product 60S ribosomal protein L3-2-like. Gene Ontology annotation, molecular function: RNA binding; structural constituent of ribosome. Bases 185 to 1354 code for a protein of 389 amino acids. The record is from RefSeq and is a predicted model, not a curated record. Lineage: Eukaryota; Viridiplantae; Streptophyta; Magnoliopsida; Proteales; Proteaceae. Gene Ontology annotation, cellular component: cytosolic large ribosomal subunit; ribosome. Gene Ontology annotation, biological process: translation; ribosomal large subunit assembly. The transcript is spliced from 6 exons.